AAUCAUGACUAAUUAAUGAGAUCUCGAAGGGGAGUGACGCAGUUAUUAUAGAUUCCCCACGUUUCUAUAAACUCUACAGGAAUUUAAAUGUCUAUUGUGUUGACAUAUAUAUUUUUUAUAAUUUGCGAAAACAUACUGAUUUAAAAGAUAAACGGAUCAGUUGUGGAACGGCACUGCUCGUGAGAUUCUAAUGCCGUGGAUGCUGAAGGUUGCAUCUAUCUACCCCGAGGACUAAAUGCGAUAGCCAGCACGAGAUAUGCCGCAGCCCAAAUCACGAAAAAUCGCCAUCCUCGGGUACAGAUCCGUAGGAAAGUCCUCACUAACUAUUCAGUUUGUGGAAGGCCAGUUUGUCGACUCCUAUGACCCAACAAUAGAAAACACAUUUACCAAGAUGAUCACGAUAGAUGGUCAAGAAUAUCAUCUGCAGCUGGUAGACACAGCUGGCCAGGAUGAAUACUCCAUCUUUCCUCAGACAUACUCCAUAGACAUCAAUGGUUACAUUCUGGUCUACUCCGUCACGUCUAAUAAGAGUUUUGAAGUAGUUCAGGUUAUCCAUGAAAAACUGCUGGAUAUGGUGGGGAAAGCUCAAGUACCUAUUAUGUUGGUGGGAAAUAAGAACGAUCUGCACAUGGAACGGGUGAUCAGCUGUGAGGAGGGAAAGACACUAGCAGAAUCGUGGCGGGCUGCCUUCAUGGAAUCCUCAGCUAAAGAGAACCAGACAGCAGUGGAGGUGUUCAAGAGAAUGAUCCAGGAGGCGGAGAAGCUGGAAGGCGGCGUCCAAUCAGGGAAGACUUCCUGCUCCUUGAUGUAGAGUUUCUGACCUAUCAACGCAAAGAACAGGACACUGCACUGGGAUAUCCCCUUACUUGAAGGCUACCUGCCAGCUCAAAUACUAUUUCUCAACUGUCAUUUACAGUCAUCAACUGUCCACUGUCAUCAACUGUCUUAACUGUCUGCUGUCAUCUACUGUCAACUCUCCAUAUCAUUGUGAUGGUCUUGUUUGUUGUGAAAGGUUGAUUGGUUGUUUCUGCACUAUACUUCCCACAAUAAUACAAAAGUGACUUCCUGCAAAGAAGUAAGUCUCAUUAACCCUUAUCCUCCUACCUAGUCUCUAAUACACCCUUAUCCUCUUACCUAGUCUCUACUACACCCUUAUCCUCUUACCUAGUCUCUACUACACACUUAACCUCCUACCUAGUCUCUAAUACACCCUUAUCCUCCUACCUAGUCUCUAAUACACCCUUAUCCUCUUACCUAGUCUCUACUACACCCUUAUCCUCUUACCUAGUCUCUACUACACCCUUAACCUCUUACCUAGUCUCUACUACACCCUUAUCCUCUUACCUAGUCUCUAAUACACCCUUAUCCUCUUACCUAGUCUCUAAUACACCCUUAUCAUCUUACCUAGUCUCUACUACACCCGUAUCCUCUUACCUAGUCUCUAAUACACCCUUAUCCUCUUACCUAGUCUCUAAUACACCCUUAUCAUCUUACCUAGUCUCUACUACACCCUUAUCCUCUUACCUAGUCUCUACUACACCCUUAACCUCUUACCUAGUCUCUACUACACCCUUAUCCUCCUACCUAGUCUCUACUACACCCAUAUCCUCCUACCUAGUCUCUACUACACCCUUAUCCUCCUACCUAGUCUCUAAUACACCCUUAUCAUCUUACCUAGUCUCUACUACACCCUUAUCCUCCUACCUAGUCUCUACAAACCCAGGACCAGGCUGCUGCUUAGUAACCAGACCACAGAACCUUAUACAAAGGUCCUGACCCAGCCUCAGAACCUCAAGCAGAUGGAGCAGAAACAACACCUGGAUCCAACCCUGAGAACCUCAUACAGAUGGAGCACAAACAACAACUGUAUCCAUUAUCAGAACCAUGUACAGAUGAACCAGAAAAUGUUCUGGUAUUAUGCAUGGUUCUACCGGUGUCCAUUCUGGCCCAUUGGUGGAUGCCGACUCUGUCACAGAAGAUGUAUUUCUAUGUGAUUUGGUUUCACGUCCUCUUCAUAUUAGAGUUGUCACAAAGACGAACUUUUCCUCUUUUUUUAACAUGCAUUUUCAGUAAUUGCGUUCAGUGUACACCGAGCCCUGUCACUAUUGUCAUUGUCCCGCCGUGCACCCCUGACGUAAGACGCCCCCCAAUAAUACUAAGAGUGAAUCCUGCUCUUCUGUUUUUCUACUUCCUGUCCAACCCACUCACCUCUUCACUAGUCAGAGGUUUCUCCCCCAAGGACGUUAUGGUGGUCUGCCAAAAUAUCUGCAUCCCAUUUUCUAAUGUUCAAUAUGAUGUACAAAUGUUCUUUUUUGAUUGUAAUCAUUAAAGAGGAAAGUGAUUAUGUA
Molecule: messenger RNA, 2348 nt
Organism: Esox lucius (northern pike)
Lineage: Eukaryota; Metazoa; Chordata; Actinopteri; Esociformes; Esocidae
Product: GTP-binding protein Rheb
Exons: 8
Coding region: 257-811 (184 amino acids)
Biological process (GO): small GTPase-mediated signal transduction
Cellular component (GO): plasma membrane
Molecular function (GO): GTPase activity; GDP binding; GTP binding
Source: RefSeq, a predicted model, not a curated record